CGAUUCAUAUAUGGAAUUAAAAAGUAUGAGCACGUUUCACACAAAUUGAAGGAAUUAAAUUGGCUAAACAUGGAGAAGAUUGCGCUCUCUGUAAAAUUCACCUGUAAUACUGAUUUAGGGAUUGCAACCAUACCUUGAGACUACAUUUCUGAAACAUUGAUAUUUGAUAUACUUUUCAGUUCUUUCUAUUACAAGAGAAGCACAUUUGUAAGACAAGAUACAACCUACAUAUUUCAUCGCUAUCUCAAGGCAAUCACAUCACGAAUACUCAACUGCAGGCUGUGAUACUACAGCUAAGAACCUUUCCCAUUCCCACAAACACACAUCUUUGACUGGACACAACAUGGUAUUUUGUAAAAUUAACAGGUUGAAAAUCUAAGGUGAUCAUGAGAGCGUUCGGAACAAGAUAUGGACAGAGAUUGUGAAAGGCUUUCUACUGAAGAAGAUGAGACAUCGAACGGCGCUUCUACAGGAAAAACUUUUCAAAUGGUUUGUGUGGACUGUGCAAAAUGAAAAAAUAACUUGGGAAAACCUACUGCACGUUUCCAGAAUAUUACUUUCACGUUAAUUUCUAAUCUAUAUAAGUAUUCUGU
Molecule: messenger RNA, 593 nt
Organism: Acanthoscelides obtectus
Lineage: Eukaryota; Metazoa; Arthropoda; Insecta; Coleoptera; Chrysomelidae
Source: the annotation of a GenBank genome assembly